Molecule: messenger RNA, 1314 nt
Organism: Clunio marinus
Lineage: Eukaryota; Metazoa; Arthropoda; Insecta; Diptera; Chironomidae
Source: the annotation of a GenBank genome assembly
GUUCGUAUAUGAAGUUGAAUUCAGCUAUUUUUUUUCAACAGUAUCGCUUGCAUCUUUGACUAAAGACAGUCGUGAAGAGAUUUUCAAAUUUGUGUUAUAAAAAAUUAAAUCAAAACAUUUUUUUUUGGUCGAAUAAUAAAGAAAAAGAAAACAAAUAAUUGCAGAUGAAGACAAAUUCUUUCAUACUUUUUGCUGUUUUGACAUUGCUUCGCCUUCAUCGGACUUUUGGCCAAGGAAAUGUCAGAUAUGGUGACUUUAGUGAAUCACCACGAAGCUUUUCAGAUGAAACAGCCGUAAAUUAUUAUCAUACCCAAAACUUUGCUCCACAGAAAGUUUCCUUUGAAAAAACUCCGGAUGAGUAUAAGAUUGUGAAACCGGUCAAUAGAGAUAAAAAUUAUAACGACUUCCUAAGUCAUUUAUAUCGACUUGAUGAUGCAAAGUCAAGGGUUAGAAGAGAAGUUAUUUCGGAAGGUCCGUUAGGUGAUCAUAUAAGAAGAAAAAGAGUUAUUGUGUUUAGACCUCUUUUUGUGUAUAAACAGCAAGAAGUAAAGCGACAACGAGUUAGCAGCCAAAAGUCAUCAAAGAAACGUUCAUAAAUUGAACUGAUCAGAGAUACUUAAGAUAAACAGAAAAAGUGGACGGAAGAAACAAAACUGUGACUUUAAGUAAAUUAAAUUUUUUAGUCUUAAGUUAACAUUUAUGAACCGAUACAGGAACUUUUCUACUUAUUUCGUUCAAUAUUUACAAUGUAAGAUAAGUUUUUUGUAGAAUAUGUAGGCAAGGCGUCUGUCUUUAGUGAUAAUUAAGAAAAGUAACAAGUAAAUGUUAAGGUCUCCUCGUUUUCGGAUAUUUAACGCGCAGACUAUUAAGAAACCUGAAAUGCCAGUUCUCCUGAGCUCGUCACUUAAUUUCACGGCGAGUUGAAGUGAAAUUUUUUAUUCAUUAAAAUUUUUAAUAUGCAUAUUUAAUUCUUGUAAAUAUUUAAUGUAAAAUGGGUUGAGCUAAGUAACAUAAAUCGGAUCAAUUCUUUACACCUGUUGAUGUAGUUUUUAUUUUUUGCUUAAUAAUUGUUAUAAACUAUUAGUCAAAGUAACGAUCACCGUCAUAAGUAAUUUGACUGUGCAGUUGUUCGUAAAUUUAGAAAGUUUUCUAUCUCAUUUCGCGUCAUUGUUUAAUAUUAUAAUGGAGUUAGCAAGUGCGAGCACAUGAGGUUAUUGCUUGCCUAGAAAAUAUGAAAUUGAAGCUAUUCAAUUUACACAAUGUGUUUUUUAAUAAACUUUGUCUUUGUCAAAAGAAGUAGCAACAGCUCACAAU